Molecule: messenger RNA, 2646 nt
Organism: Octopus bimaculoides (California two-spot octopus)
Lineage: Eukaryota; Metazoa; Mollusca; Cephalopoda; Octopoda; Octopodidae
Product: cytochrome P450 7A1
Biological process (GO): bile acid biosynthetic process; cholesterol homeostasis
Molecular function (GO): steroid hydroxylase activity; iron ion binding; oxidoreductase activity, acting on paired donors, with incorporation or reduction of molecular oxygen
Source: RefSeq, a predicted model, not a curated record
UUUUUUUUUUUUGUAAUGUUCUUGUUUCUUAAUUAUUUAAUUAUUUUAUUUAAUUUCUUUUUCUCCAGGCGGAAGGGUGAACCUCCAAUUGUCCCAGGUCACAUAAUAUGGGGUAACGGAGAACAGUUCAAAAACGAUGCCAUCAAAUUCUUACACGAUAGCCAAAAGAGUCAUGGCGACAUUUUCACAAUCCGUUUCUUUAAUCAGCGGUUGACGAUCAUCGCCGAUCCACACAGCGUGGAGGCAAUGAGCCGUGAAAAAUGCUUCGAUUUCGACCCGAUCCAGAAGCAGGUAAACAUGAACGUGUUCAGCUUCGUCCUUGUCAACGCCCGCAAAAUGAUCAAGGAGGCUGGCAAACGCGUCCGCGGUUCGCACUUGGUCACAGAAAUGAGACGGUAUGCGAUCCAUUUAGACGAGGCCUUCAACAAAGUCGCGCAGGGUAACAACAAGAACAACAACAGCGUCUGCGAUAAAAAUGACGAAGACAACAACAACAACAACAACAACACUGACAAAAGCAACACUGUUGUCAACAACAACAACAACAAUGACAUCAAAAGCCACCGUCAGGAAACCGACGGACUCAGAAAGUUCGUUUCCAAAACGAAUUUCGCAGCCAUGUUUUAUACGAUUUUCGGUCGCAGUGACGAUCAGGUUUUUGAACCACAAACCGUCUAUCAUUGUUUCGAUGUAUUCCACCGUUAUUUCAACUACCUCUGGCUUGGCUUACCUAUCAAACUAUUUCCAAAAGCCAUUGAAGCCCUCAACGUUCUCUGCAAACAGCCGUCUUCCAAGAAAAUCCUCGCCCGCGAAGAUCUGUCCGAUUAUAUACGCUACUCAACCGAAUUUAUGCUUGCUCAUGGCCAGUCGGAACAAGAUAUUAUGGGACACAACUUGGUAUAUUUACACGUCAACUACAACACAUUUCGUCUGUCUUUCUGGAACAUGUAUUUCCUGCUAAGCAACCGAGAAGCUUACGACGCACUUUACAACGAAAUCUCCGGAAUGAUUCGCCAAAAAAUGGAGUCACGUGCUAGUGACGAAACUGGGCCUAUUGUCUUCAGCAUUAAAGAAAUCGAAGCUAUGCCAGUUCUCGAUAGCAUCAACAACGAGACUUUACGAUUGUGCAGUGGAGUUUUCAUGGUACGCUACGUUAGCGAUGAUUGCAAUUUCAAGAUGUGUAACGGUCAAACGUUUCUUAUCCGAAAAGGUGACAGAGUCGCUGUCUAUCCACCAGCCAUUCAUAAAGAUCCUGAAAUCUUUGAAAAUCCUAUGACUUACAAAUAUGACCGCUUUGUCGAUCAGAAGUUCUACAAGAAUGGUAAACAGCUGAAGAAUCCAAUAAUGACCUUUGGUACACUCUGCCCUGGUAAGCGUUACGCAAUUCUCCAAGCCAAAUGGUACCUCGUGAGUCAAAUAAACAAAUUUGAAAUGUACAUUUGUAAUGGACAGACGGCCGAACUUGAUAUCAGCUACCAUGGACACGAAAUCCUUCCACCAGUCAAAGACAUAGAUAUCCAGUUUCGAUGUCGCGAAAAUUAUCAAGAGAUUACUAUGCACUAACCAAAAAACGAAAAAAAAAAAGCAGGAACCAGAAAACAAGCAAAACCACCCCCAAAUUAAAACACACAUACACACACACACACACACUCAAGACCAAAAAAAAAAAAACUGAAUCAAAAAAAAAAUGUUCGAACAAACAAAAAAUAAAAACAAUGAAAAAAAAACUGAGAGGAAAUUCCUAAAUGAAAAUAAAGAUAAUGAGAAGGAAAAACUUUAAGAGAGAGAGAGGAAAGAAAGGGAUGAAGAGGGGGGGAGAAGAGGGAAACUUUUUUUUGUGAUGAGGAAAAGGAAGAAUUGAAGACAUUUUGAUCCAUCCAUUAUUAUAUUAAUUAUACAAAUCAGUCUUACAUAUUGAUACUUUCUAUCCAUCUGUCUAUCUACCAUCCUUUUCUAUUUCUAUUUUCUAUUUAUCUAUAUAGAGCUAGCUAAUCGCUCUGUCUUAUCUUUAUUUAGCUAUCCUGACUGACAACCUAUAUAUAUAUAUAUCCAUCUUUGUUCGUUAAUCCAUCCAUUCACUUCUCUGCUCAUUAUCUUUAGAUGCGCGUGUGUAUACACACACACACACACAUACAUAACAAACACCCUUCCACUUAGUUGUAUUUUUUUUUUCAUACUCUGAUUGGUGCAUCCAUCCGCUGGCCAACAUUUAUCCAUCCAGUUAUCUCCAUAUAAAAUGGCUAAUCUAAAUAGCUAUGUCCCUAUAUUUAUUUAAACGUAAUCUUAACAAAGGUUCUUAUUUUUUACACUAUUUAAUUUCUAUACAUUUAAAAAAAAAAAUGAAAUUUUACAAGCGCAUAUACCAUAUUUAUUAAAUAACAUUUUUUAUAGAAAUGAGCCCGGCGGGUAAUUUUCUAUAUACUAUUUUAUUUUAAUUUAAUUAUUUAUUUUUAUCUUGAAGACUCAAAUAUCUACAAAGAGGGGGAAAAUCUGUGACAGAGUUUCAAUUAUUCACUUGAGCUCAUCGGGAGACAGAAACGAUAGAUAUAUAAGUAUCAAAAUCAAAUGAUAAUAUAUAAUAUCUAUAAGUAAAUUAUAAUUACAUAUUUAUUUUUAUGUGAUAAAUUAUUAUUAUUAUUAUUAUUA